CGUCAGUGCCAGUAGUGAGUCGAGUGGCGGCCUAGAGAGUAGAGGCAAGAGUACAACAGGCUGCUGCCGUGCUGGGAGAGUUGAACACGCUAACGAGCGCAGUACGGAUCCGACCUGGACUACAGACUACAUACAGACUCACCAACCACCGAUGCCGACUACCUCACAUCGCCGUGAUUCUGUUCCCCAGUCCACUCCAUCACGAGGCAGUACAUUUACAUCUUCUGCAACACCACCGAUGAUGUCAUCCAGCGCUUCCUCAGCUGAAACACCAGAUAGAGUGCCCAGACAAGGUUCAGCCUCAGAUCAGACUACUUUGCCCAGAAACACGUUGUCACCAUCACCAUCAGCAGCAGCAGCAGCAGCAGCAGCAGUAAUAGCUGAAUCUCCAACAAAGCAGCGUGAUUACACACAGAUCCACAAAGCAAGGUACUCAUUUGGUAGUGAAGGCAGCGGGAGAGAUCAGUUUGACAGCCCUUGGGGACUAGCAACCAACAAAGCUGGUGACCUGAUCAUCUGUGACAGCUGCAACCACAGAAUAAAGAUACAUGGGGUUGAUGGCCAGUGCAAGCAGACGGUUGGCGUCGAGGGAAGAAAGUGUGGAGAGUUCUAUGCCCCAGACGCUGUGCAUGUAACAGAUGAUGAACGAGUGAUCAUUGCUGAUACUGGUGACCACCGACUACAGAUCACUGACCAAAACUUCUCAGAGUUCAGCACUAUAGGAAUACGUGGAAUAGAAAUUGGCCAGUUCCAUGAGCCAAUUGGUGUUGUCCUAGUGAACCACAGUGUACUGGGCCGGUGCUUUGCUGUGGCAGAUAACUACAAUCAUCGGAUUCAGGUUGUGCCAUGCAGUGGUGAGACAGGAUAUGCAUUUGGAACAGAAGGUAGUGGUCAAGGCCAAUUUCAAUACCCAAGAGGCAUCACAGUGUACCACAACAGGUUGUUAAUUGCAGACGAGAACAACCAUUGUAUACAGUGUAAGAGUGUAUAG
Sycon ciliatum is the source of this 991-nucleotide messenger RNA. RefSeq names its product E3 ubiquitin-protein ligase TRIM71-like. The transcript is spliced from 7 exons. The record is from RefSeq and is a predicted model, not a curated record. Gene Ontology annotation, biological process: proteasome-mediated ubiquitin-dependent protein catabolic process; protein polyubiquitination. Bases 152 to 991 code for a protein of 279 amino acids. Lineage: Eukaryota; Metazoa; Porifera; Calcarea; Leucosolenida; Sycettidae. Gene Ontology annotation, molecular function: ubiquitin protein ligase activity; protein binding.